Molecule: messenger RNA, 812 nt
Organism: Triticum dicoccoides
Lineage: Eukaryota; Viridiplantae; Streptophyta; Magnoliopsida; Poales; Poaceae
Exons: 3
Coding region: 51-644 (197 amino acids)
Source: RefSeq, a predicted model, not a curated record
GGCACCGGCGUAAAACAUAUCUGCUCUGCUCAGCGCACCUUCCGUGGGCAAUGGCAAUGUCUCCUCACCCCUCUCGAACCAUUGGCUGCUUGGCCCUGGCCGUUGCCAUUUGCGCCCUGCUCCCAGGCUGCUUCUCCAGCAAAGUUGCCCUGGAGAUCUUCGAGAGGGCGUGCCACUGCUUCGACGACCACAAUGUGUACAACGAGUGCGCGGAGGAGCUUCGGCUGGGCGUGGAGGGGGCGUUCCACGUGGGGCGGGAGAGCGUGGACGAGUACUGCGGCGGGGCCUGCCUCGCUGAGACGGAGAUGGCGCUGCGCUGCGUGGAGGAGGUCGCCCACGACGGCUUCAGGUUCUCCAACGGCGCCUCGCUGCUGGCCGUGAAGCGGGCGCUCGGCAGCGGCUGCAGCUACACGCCGGAUAGAGGAACCUUCGACAUACGUGAGCGCAGGGAGUGCGGCGACGAGUACGGGUACGGCUACCACGGCGCGCUAGGGUACGGCGAGGAGGGCGGCGACCGGCGGUACGAGUACCCGGGCGGCGCGUUUGGCAACUACUGCUCCGGCGCCACUGGCGGCGGCGUGGUGCAGACGCUCAUCCUCGCCUUCUUCCUUGUCUCCGCGUCGGCGCUGCUUCUUGCCGUAUGAGCGAUAGUGAUCUUACGUGUACUAGUAGUAUUUGUAAUGAUUUUGGUUUCAGGUUGAGUGAUCUCAUGAUAUACUCCGCAUAUUGUAAAUUUUCCUUCUUAUUUUUGCACGAUGCACCGGCGCAUGGUAUCCUCUCACAGUCACAGGGCAAGGAAGAACUAAAACAAG